Effrenium voratum is the source of this 858-nucleotide messenger RNA. The record is from the annotation of a GenBank genome assembly. Lineage: Eukaryota; Dinophyceae; Suessiales; Symbiodiniaceae.
AGGCUUUCGCUCCCGGAGAUCCUCUUCCCUCAGGCGCGGCACUUUGAUCCACCGCACCCCGGAGCAUCUGGAGCAGUGCGUCCAGCAGCUUCAGCAGCUCAUCCCUCGGACCUUGAAGUGGCGGGGCCGGCCCGCGGCGGAGAAUCGCGCGCUGCUCUGGUGGUUCCUCAGGGACCGGAACCUGGACGUGACCUCCGCGGCGCGGAAGCUGCUGGCGUGCCUCCGCUGGCGCCAGAGCUUCUCCGUGGAGAAGCUGGGCCCGGAGCUCUUCGCGAAGGAGAUGCGCUCCAGAAAGGCCUACCUGCACGGGCACACAGACCUCUUUGGUCGCCCCUGCCUGGUGGUCAUCGCGCAGCGCCACAACGUGCUGGAGCGGAGGUUCAAGGAGAGUUGCUCCAUGUGCGCCUGGUACAUGGAGCGCAUUUUGGACCGCCUGGUCACCAAGGAGCCCAAGGACGGGGACGAGAUGGGUCCAAACGAGCAAGCCAUCGCCGUGGUGGAUCUCAAUGGCUUCUCCCCCCUUCAAGCCGACCUCGAGUUUGUGUGCUUUAUGGUGGACGUCAUCCACAACUACUACCCUCGGCGAUUUGGGAAGGUCCUGCUGGUGGACGCGCCUGAUCUGUUUGAGUCCUUCUGGCGCUCAGUUUGCCCCAUGCUGCACCACUAUCAGGACCUCGCGGAGUUCACCACGGCCUCGGAGGUGUGCCGCCGCUUCUUCGCCCCCGGCCAGGCCCCUCCGGAGCUGCAACGCUCCUACAGAGUCCGCUGAGACCGAGACUCCGAGAGGCCGAGAAGCGAAGCGACGAGACCUGAGUGGUCGAUUUACUCAUCACCUCGUCCAUUUGGAGGUUAGCUGAU